Musa acuminata AAA Group (dessert banana) is the source of this 1174-nucleotide messenger RNA. RefSeq lists its product as uncharacterized. The record is from RefSeq and is a predicted model, not a curated record. The transcript has 4 exons. NCBI's taxonomy places the organism in Eukaryota, Viridiplantae, Streptophyta, Magnoliopsida, Zingiberales, Musaceae. The coding region runs from base 60 to 1049 and encodes 329 amino acids.
AAUACUACGCUUUCUACAGGUAGAAAGGAGAGAGAGAGAGAGAGAGAGAGAGAGAGGCGAUGGAGAGGAGCGCUCCGACUAGGAAGCCGCUCGCCUCGACGGCGGAUCUACUGACCUGGACGGAGGCGCCGCCCCAGGAUCCAGCCGCGUCGGACUCCCGCCGGCCGCACCAGGUACUUCUCGCCUCCCUCGAGCAAUGCGGUGGUCGACGGUCCUUUGCUUCUCUCUCACUUUUUGAAUCCCUUAUGGCGAGGGGUUGGCAGCCGACGGAUGGGGUCAGCAAGGUGGUCUUCGGGGGGCAGAUCACCGAGGAGGAGGCCGAGAGUAUCCUAAAGAGGAAACCUUGUUCGGGUCCAAAGUUAAAAGAAAUGACUGGUAGUGGCAUUUUCGCAACUGACAGCGAAGAUGAACUGUCAGAACCAGGUAGUUCUUUCUCAACACCUAACCAGCGAACAGGUCUGCGGAUGUAUCAGCAAACAGUAAAUGCAAUGAGCCAGAUAUCAUUCAGCACUGAUGAGACUGUUUCUUCACAUAAAAAGCCAACCUCACUUGCUGAGGUAGCAAAGCAGCGAGAACUAACUGGGUCUCUGCUGAGUGAAUCGGAUGAUAGAUUGAUGAAGCAGUUGUCUGAUGCAAAAUGCAAGGAACUAAGUGGACAUGACAUCUUUGCUGCCCCAGAAGUUUUGCCAAGGUCAUCAGGAUGGAAUUUGGAGAUGAAUGACAGUGACCUGAGGGAAACCACUCCAAGAAACUUACAGUCACCAGUUAAAGUCCCUCAGGCUGGGGGUGCGAGCAAUCUCUUGUUUGGUGAAGAACCAGAGGUGAAAUCAGCUAAGAAAAUUCACACCCAGAAAGUGGCAGAACUGACAGGCAAUGGCAUCUUCAAAGAUGAUGCCACACCAGGUGCGGCGGAAAAAACACUUAGUACGGCAAAGCUAAAGGAGAUGAGUGGUAGUGACAUCUUUGCUGAUGGCAAGGCUCCCUCGCGUGAAUAUCUUGGCGGUGUCCGCAAGCCUCCUGGUGGUGAAAGCAGCAUUGCUCUAGUUUGACCUCUGUGACUCAGUUGUUUCGGACUUCUUUCUAGGGUUUGAUGAUUAUAGUGUUGAAGUGUUUAUCUGAACUCUGUUUUAAGUAGCACUCUAUGGCAAUGAUAAUAAACUAUUGUUUGAUGCUA